Molecule: messenger RNA, 767 nt
Organism: Megachile rotundata (alfalfa leafcutting bee)
Lineage: Eukaryota; Metazoa; Arthropoda; Insecta; Hymenoptera; Megachilidae
Product: large ribosomal subunit protein mL62
Biological process (GO): mitochondrial translational termination
Cellular component (GO): mitochondrial large ribosomal subunit
Molecular function (GO): translation release factor activity, codon nonspecific; peptidyl-tRNA hydrolase activity
Source: RefSeq, a predicted model, not a curated record
AGGUAACGAUAAGUAGUAACGAUAGUAAGCGAGAUUCAAAGCAUGUGUUUGUUAUUGCUGGUUUGAAGGUUACGACAUAGUUUUGAAACUUUAAUAAACGAUAAAAUGAAUAUUGUUAGUCGACAGUGGAUUCGAAUUUUUAAAAGUGAUAUAUCAUGUCAAAAUGUGUAUAACAUUGGAAAAGCAUUUGUAUAUAAAAGUGCUUUUGCCCUUGAUAACCUUUAUCCAACAAGUAAUUUAAAACUCUACUCACCAACUUUUACUCCUGAAAAUCCAGAUUCACAGUUCAAUGGUUAUAUACCUAUGAAUGAACUGCAAAUUAGAUAUAGUCGCAGCAGUGGUCCUGGAGGACAACAUGUAAAUUGUACCAAUAGUAAAGUAAAUGUAAGAUUUCAUGUAGUAAGUGCUAAGUGGUUAUCGGAUGAAAUUAAAGAAAAGUUGUUAAAAUUGCAUCACAAUAGAAUAACUAAAGAUGGCUAUUUAGUAAUAAAAUCAGAAAUAACAAAAUCUCAACAAUUAAAUCUAGCUGAUGCUUUGGGAAAAUUAAGAAUGCUAAUAUGGGAUUCUAUAAAGCCACUACCAGAAGUAUCAGCGGAGACCAUGGAAGCAAAAAGAAAGCAAAAACUCAGUGCAGCAAGAAAAAGACUUUUUGAAAAACGAAAAAGGUCUGAAAUUAAACAAGCUAGAAAUGAACCUAUAGAUUUUUAAUUUUCUUUGUAAAUAAUAUAUUCUUAAAAUAAAUAAAAUCUAAUAUUAAAUGUAUACAA